Cyprinodon variegatus (sheepshead minnow) is the source of this 1165-nucleotide messenger RNA. RefSeq names its product interleukin-1 beta-like. The record is from RefSeq and is a predicted model, not a curated record. Gene Ontology annotation, biological process: neutrophil activation; positive regulation of gene expression; cytokine-mediated signaling pathway. Gene Ontology annotation, molecular function: cytokine activity. The transcript is spliced from 5 exons. The coding region runs from base 61 to 804 and encodes 247 amino acids. NCBI's taxonomy places the organism in Eukaryota, Metazoa, Chordata, Actinopteri, Cyprinodontiformes, Cyprinodontidae.
ACCAAAAGCUUCCCUGCGCUCACCUUCCUCAGAGAAAAAAAAGGAAAAAUCUCAAUCCAAAUGGAGUCCAAGAAGAGCUGCAAUUUGGCCCAGCUGUUGACCAAGAAGAUGCCUAAAGGAGUAGACCUGGAGAUUUCCCAACAGCCUCCAUCCAUGAGGUCUGUGGCCAACCUGAUCAUCGCCAUGGAGAGGCUGAAGGCUGGCAUGUCAGAGAAAAUCAUGAGCACCGACUUCAGUGACGAACACCUGCUCAGCAUCAUGCUGGAAAGCGUUGUGGAAGAGAGAUUAAUCUGUGAGAGGACUUCAGCUGGACCAGGUCAGUUCAGCCGUGGAGACGAACACCCUUGCACUGUGACCGACAGCCAGAAAAGAAGCCUGGUUCUGGUCCGAAACAACUUGGAGCUCCUCGCAGUCAUGCUGCAGGGAGGAAGCGACAGCCGCAAAGUGUACCUGAACAUGGCGACUUAUGUCCACCUUACACCCAACACUGCUGCGGGUCUACCCGUGGUUCUGGGCAUCAAAGACACAGACUUCUACCUGUCCUGCCACCAGGAUGGUGACAAACCAACCCUGCAUCUGGAGGAAGUGGAGGACAAAACAAGCCUCUCUGAGAUCAGCUCAGACAGCGAGAUGAGGCGCUUCCUCUUCUACAAACGGGACGCCGGACUGAACAUCAGCACUCUCAUGUCUGCCCUCUACCCCAACUGGUACAUCAGCACGGCGACACAGGACCACAAGCCUGUGGAGAUGUGCCAGGAGUCUGCUGCUCGCUACAGAACCUUCAGCAUCCAGCGUCAGAUCUGAAACCCAUAGAGACUCAUCUCCUCACUCAGAUACCGUAGCACUACCACACUCUGCUGGAAGGAAGUGUGCGUGUUAAACCCCAGUAUUUACUGUAUGUACCAAGUACAGAAAGUAAAUUGCUUCAUGUAUUGACAUUGUUAAUUUUCUACACAAGGUGGCGUUGUUGUACUGUCUAUAGAAGGAUAUUGUCUAUUUAUGGUUGGCUUAAGAGAUAUGAUGCUUUUAUUGCUUUUUGAUAUUUAUUUAUAUAUUUAUAUAAUCGUGUACAUUUUGUUUUUUUAUCAUCUGAAAAAAACUGCUCACUAAUAUCUAUUUAAAUAACCAUGUGAAAUAUUUCCAAUAAAGAACUGAUAACAUCGUA